CCCAUGUUGACAUCGGCGCAGGACGAAGCCCAGAGGAAACAGACUAAACAGGGGGACCCCCUUCAUUGCUACCUAGCUUCGUCUCCUGCACAGGUCCCACUCAUGCAUUGCAUCAUUUAGCACGAAAGCGGCCUCAGAUUGAAGGAGCACAGCGAGAUGGCGCUUCCCAGCCUUCAGAGCAGGUUCGAGGGCUGCCUGUUGGGGGGCGCUAUUGGGGAUGCGCUGGGGGCGCCGGUGGAGUUCCAGAAUGCACACACAAUCUUUGCAACUUAUGGGCCAAAAGGCAUCACAGACUUGCCGCAGCCUGGCACCUUUACAGAUGACACGCAGAUGACUCUCUUCACGGCAGAAGGCCUGAUCUCAGCCGUCGGCCAUCAAUAUCUCCAGAUGCCCCCCCAGGGCAGCUCCCCUAAGAUUACAAAGGAAGCAAUCUCUAUGCUUCACCAGUCCUACCUCCGCUGGCUUGCCACUCAGCAGAUGGAAAGCAAAUAUGAGAUGUUCUCAAUCCUCAAGUCUUCGGGCUGGCUUGUGAGUCACAAGGAGCUUCAUCGCAGAGAAGCACCCGGGAAGACUUGCCUGAGCGCCCUCGCAAGCGGGAGAAUUGGGUCCAGGACUGAAACUCUCAACAACAGCAAAGGUUGUGGAGGUGUCAUGCGGGUGGCUCCGGCGGCGCUGAUCGUGCACGGUGCGUGGCCGGAGGAGACUGCGGACCGUAAAGCGGCGCUCGCUUACGAGAUUGGGUGUGCCGCCGCCGCGAUCACGCACUCGCAUCCGGCGGGUUAUCAUUCUGGCGGUAUGCUAGCCGCUAUCAUCUCGUACGUACUUUCGGGAGAGGAGCUGCUUCGGGCUGUCGAGCUGUCCUGCGAGAUUCUCGGGAAGGAGAAGAAUGGCACUGAGACACUUGACUGCAUCCGCCUCUCUGUGAGGCUGGGAAUCGACAGGAAGGCCAAGCUUGAGGCGGCUCCCAAGGAAGAGAAGAGUAAAGGUUCUGGAGUGGAGAAGCUGAUUGCAGAGGAGAUUGAGAGCAUUGGUGGCGGCUGGGUUGGCGAGGAGGCCCUUGGAAUCGCUCUCUAUUGUUGUAUUCUUGCUGGCAGGGACUUUGAAGCCGGCCUUAUCUGGUCGGUGAAUCACACCGGUGACUCAGAUAGCACAGGGGCCAUUGCGGGGAACAUUCUUGGAGCGCUCCUCGGAAGUGAGGGCAUACCAGCACGUUGGCCAAACGGUGUCGACAUGUCGGAGCUUGUCAAAGAAGUGGCUAGCGACUUGUACAGCGCUACCAAUGAGAGCGCUACCAAUUAUGAGUAUCCUGGGGCACUCCGACUUCUCAAGUCUGGCAAGUACCCGCGGUGGUUCAUGCAAGUUACACCUACGUAUCAUUAAGGUUACAGAACACUAAUGCGAAGAUACAUGAAUAUCGCGUCGAACAUUACUUGCUGAUUGUCGGCCACUUUUGUUGGAGCUAGAGGCAGUCUAAUUACGCCUUGGCCAGAGAGACAGUUAAAAAAUGUGCACAAUGCGUAAAAUUGUGCACUGACUAUCGUAUGUUCAUAAAUCACAGUCCUGAUCGAGGUUAUCUCAUAGGUACAAUUCUAGAUCAUUCCGGAUCAACUCCUUUCGAUCGGUUUGGUCUCAGACCGGGUCUCGAAAAGAACUUUUGUGAGUCAAGUUGAUCAUGUCAGGAAUUUGCAAUCCCAGC
This is a messenger RNA of Klebsormidium nitens, 1696 nucleotides long. Lineage: Eukaryota; Viridiplantae; Streptophyta; Klebsormidiophyceae; Klebsormidiales; Klebsormidiaceae. The record is from the annotation of a GenBank genome assembly.